Molecule: messenger RNA, 756 nt
Organism: Haemonchus placei
Lineage: Eukaryota; Metazoa; Nematoda; Chromadorea; Rhabditida; Trichostrongylidae
Source: the annotation of a GenBank genome assembly
AUGACUUGUUGGAAACACUACUACAAUGAACCUCUGCCAACACAAGAAGAACUUUGCCGUGAGACUGGUGCGAUGUGCGGAUAUGUGGAAAAAGGUCUACCCAGAUCACAAUGGGAAAAAAGACUAGCCGUGAUUACUCGAGACCACAAUCUCGUCAUUUACAAGUAUUACUUACUGGACAUAUGCCCUGGAGAACCACUCAUGGGCAAAAUAUAUGAACUUGACAAAAUCAAGAGCUUGCAUAUCGAAACAAUACCAGGCGGUGGCGUCAUAGCCAGCAUUCAAACAAAGGAUGGCAAAAAGGUAAAACUGCGAUUAACAGGAGGAGACGCAAAUGCGUGGGCCGCCAAGUUUAUUCAGACAGCGACUUCACCCUCACAAUCGAAUCACAGCAAGUUUUCAUACAGUGCAACACUGCCUCCUUCCGUAGCUUCUGUGGAUGAAUAUGGAGGGAGCGGAACGAGUACUACGAGGCGAGUUGAUUUGCCAAGCAUCAUUGUUAGUAGAGCUGAGACAGAACGAGCACGAGGAGGAAAAGAGGAAGAUAUGGACUUCUCUAGUCUUGUUCAUUCCAUUCUGACGCCAUCAACUCGACCGUCAGAUACGAAUGCAGUGCGAAAUCAACUGGACGAGCUUAUUAGACGACAUAUGAUGGAUGACGCUGUUGGGAAGGGAUUGGAUUUGUCACCUUCGUCACGAAUAGAUGCGGCUGCUGUGCGGAUUUCUAAGGUAUUCGAAUGCAACAAUCUUAUUUAG